This is a messenger RNA of Pelmatolapia mariae (spotted tilapia), 636 nucleotides long. RefSeq names its product rho-related GTP-binding protein RhoV-like. Gene Ontology annotation, molecular function: GTPase activity; GTP binding; protein kinase binding. The record is from RefSeq and is a predicted model, not a curated record. Gene Ontology annotation, biological process: endocytosis; Cdc42 protein signal transduction; establishment or maintenance of cell polarity. Lineage: Eukaryota; Metazoa; Chordata; Actinopteri; Cichliformes; Cichlidae. The transcript has 3 exons. Bases 1 to 636 code for a protein of 211 amino acids.
AUGAGAGAAGAAGUGAGCUGCAUGCUGGUUGGUGAUGGAGCAGUGGGAAAAACCAGCAUGGUUAUCAGUUACAUCUUCAAUGGAUACAACACUGAGUACAGGCAAACUGCAUUUGAUGUUUUCACAGGAUUAGUUCAUGUGAAUGGAAUCCCAACCCACAUUAAGCUGAUAGAUACUGCUGGACAGGAGAUGUUUGGCCAUCUGCGCUCUCUGUGCUAUGCCCAUGUGGACGUCUUCAUCCUCUGCUUCAGCCUCGUCAACCCCAUCUCAUUUGACAAUAUCACCUCCAAAUGGAUCCCACAGAUUCGAGCCGCCAACCCAAUCUCCCCCAUCGUUCUGGUUGGAACUCAGUCAGACCUUCGACACAGUGUGGAUGUCCUCAUUCAUCUGAACCAGCAGGGCACCAGACCGGUGCUCUUUAACAAGGCCAGACGGCUCGCAAGCAGGAUCAGAGCUCACGACUACGUGGAGUGCUCGGCUCUCACACAGCACAACCUUAAAGACGCCUUUGACUGUGCUGUAUUUGCUGCCAUUAAGCACAAGCACGGUGGCACUAAAUACAAAAAGCUCAGUUUGCUUAACAGUUUAAAGACUCUUUAUGAUGGUGGAUGGAGGAAAAUCUUUAGAUUCAUGUGA